CGGGUACAAAUACAGUUAUCUAGGGAUUGUAUACGGGUGUUUAAAGAAAAACGGUUAUUACGUAAUUUAAUCGUAUGAUGAAGUUUCGGAUUCGCUACUCUCACCAAGGUUAAUUAUGAAUUCUGACUCCAUAUCAAAAUGUCUAUUUAUUUAUUUAUUUAUAUAACUAGACAUUUUCGUAAACGACUGUACCCAUGUCACACGAAUGCCGCGUCACUGUCACACCAAUGAAAGUUGUAUAUUUACAAACUCACAUCUUACGCACACAUAGGGUCGCGCGCACAACUGAGUUGAACUACUGUACCUACACAUAUCAUUAUUUACUAUUCGAUAGUCUAGUAAGUAACUAUUACAAAGCUUUUUUAUCAUACUUUUCAAUCAUAAUUCAUUUGUACAAGUAUACAUUUUACCUUUAGAGUUGCCACGAAUAGUUGGUAUAGCGAAUAGUCGACUACCGAGUAAUCGCCGUUCGCUGUGGCGAAUAGUCUGAUACUAUUACUAAUAUUCGACAUAAAUAAGGCAUAUUAAACAUAAUUUUUAUUUCUAUAAAAUGUAGCAUUAAACUCGGGCUCAUUUAUUUGUUAUCUAAUUUUAAUAAUAAUUUUAACACAUUUUUUUAAGUUGUGAGAAAUAAAGCUAGAGAAAUCUGUUUUAUGUGUAAUAUGCAUUCGUAAUUCGUAUAUAUAUAUAUAUUUUUAAAUGCUGGCAACCCUUUUCAAGUAAAUAUUUUACGGAAUUCCCCGUUAUUAACGAAAAUAAUAAAGAAUGAUUAAUUAUUUUUACUUAUUCCUUUUUUUGUUCGUUACAAAUUUAUUUUAGACGAAGACUCGCCGAAUACCGAAUAAAAGCGAGUAUUCGCGGCAACUCUAAUACAUUUAUAUAUUUCACACCAUCUUAAAAUUAUAGAUUAAGAAAAUCGUACUGAAACAGAUGUGCCAUAAAACUGGUACUAGGUAAAAUAUCAAUGAAAACUUUUCCUUUUGCCCCUUGAAACUUUGCUGUUUUAUAGGUAUACUUACAAUGGCAAAUUUUCCCUAAACAGCAGUUCAGAAGUUGGCCGUUUCCCAGAGCUAUUCUUCUACUAUGAUUACGUACCUACUUACGAAAAUUAAGUAUGUUCAUAAAUAAUUUGCUAGCUUAAUGUCGUAUGUUUCGAGACAAAAGAAACAAAAAAUUAGACAAAAUAAAUAGUGAAAAUUGUGUAACUCUGGUGAAUGACCUUGACCCACUUUAAUCGCAUAGUUUUAUAAUCAUCGGCACGGAUAUUGAGCCCUGACCUUCACCUGCGCAGAAGCGAUUUAUUGGUUCAUUGCCUUAUGUGUACAGUGCGCAAAGCGAUCCCCACUCUUCCGCCGAGAGCUCAAUAUCCGUGCCGAUAACUAUAUCACUUGAGAAAGUUGCGUAAACGCAGUUUACAUAACUCGCGUUACGCUUUGUGGUCGUGAUUAUUCUAUACUUUCAUUACAUGUUCACAUAGAUAGUUAUUGUUAUGCAAUGGCCGUUUAACUAAAUAAAACCAAUGAUGCUUUUGACGAAAAGAAAAAAAGGUGCAGUGCCACGAAAGGCUAGUGAUGAACCGAAGAGGAAGAAGCAGUCCGACUCGUUCCUACAGAACGGGCCGUGCUUCGAAGUAGCGCCACGCCUGGCCAAGUGCCGGGAGUGCCGCUGGUCACCCGCGCAAACAGACAACGACAUGCCGAAUAUCUUGUGCCGGUUCUACGCUUUCCGAAGACUGAAGUACGCCAAAAACAGGCACCUGGCUGUCGCCGGCUUCUCGGAUCCUUACAAAGACGCCGAAGAGGAUGAUAAAAAGCUAUGGCUGUCAUCGUCAGCAGGUGCGGCCGAGUUAGAUAUCGAGAUGAGUUGCUUCCUACUGAGGGUGAUUGGAGACCAGUUCUGUGAACUGCUACAACAAGAGAAGGAGGCGGAAUCCUAUCACAAAAACGAUGAUAAGAUGAUAGUAUGGAAACGUGUGGUUCAGGGAGUGAGAGAAAUGUGCGAUGUCUGUGAAACUACACUAUUCAAUUUUCACUGGACGUGCGGCAAAUGCGGAUUUGUCGUGUGCUUAGAUUGUUAUAAGUGGCGGGCAUCAGGCGGCGAAACGGCAACCCCUCCAACUGAAACGAACGACUCGUCAGACGCCAACAACCCCAACGACAAGAGAGAUUCCUUUGGUUGGCUAACAUGCACAUCGGGCGGAGGUCACCCACCAAGACGGCUUCUGCUGACGCAAAUAGCCACGGGUGGGGCGCUAGACGCGGCGGCGGCGCGGGCACAUGUCCUGCGCUCGGCCUUCGCCCUCCCGCCCUGCGCCUGCGGGACAGCGCCCCCCGCGGACCCAGAGACACGCGCGGCCGCGAGGCGGUUACUGCAUCGAGCGCUUAUGAACAAAGUUAAAAAGGAGGAAGUUAAAGAAGAGACCGCAGCUGCCAACGGCUCGUCACCGGUCAAAUCUGAGAACGGCAAUACUGGCAGCGCAGUCGUCAGGCUUUUCGCCUUACCUCUCAAGAGAGAAGCUGAGGACGAGAAGUCCGAGUCCAGUUCAUCUGACUCCGAAGAUGGAGGGAACUUCUCAGCGUUACGGGAGUUACUCAUCCGACCGGCGCCAAAGGGCGGUGACACGCAACCUAAAAAGAAACAAAAGACAAGUAAAAGCGACAUCCUCGAUGACGUCAUUUCUAGUGUUGUUGAUGAGAAGAAAGAUGAAGACGGUGAAGUGAAACCUUUUGCGUUGUCGAAUGUAGUGACGCGGUAUGAUAGGAGUGGGCGGAGUUGUGACGAGCUGCCCAUUCGUAUCAUGACGCUGACGGAGUCGAAGCUGCUGUACCCCGACGUGCCGCACGCGUGGCUGUGCGACGGCAAACUGCUGCACCUCACCGACCUCAUGCACCCCGGGAACUAUAAACCCUUCCAGGACCAGUGGAAACGCGGUCAACCAGUUCUAGUCUCAGACGUAUCAACCAUUCUCGAUAAAGACUUAUGGAGUCCAGAGAGUUUCUCUCGGGACUUCGGUAAAACGAGAGUCGAUUUGGUCAAUUGUGCGUCCGGUUUAGUGGUACCCAAUCAGUUGGGCAAGAAAUUCUGGGAUGGAUUCGAAUUAGCCGCCAAGAGAUUACGUGACGAACGCGGGGCUCCAAUGGUGCUCAAACUAAAAGACUGGCCACCGGGCGAAGACUUUGCCAAAGUUCUCCCAGCGCGAUUCGACGAUCUCAUGCGUGCGUUACCAUUAAGUGAAUACACAUCUCGCACUGGGAAAUUAAAUCUAGUUGCGCAAUUACCCGAAUGUUUCGUCCGUCCUGAUCUCGGACCGAAGAUGUACACCGCGUAUGGAGGAGCGGGCGGUACCACUAAUCUUCAUUUGGAUGUCAGUGACGCUGUCAACGUGAUGGUUCACGCCAGCGCUCCGGCAGACGCAGCCGAGAGAGCACGCGAAGCGGCGCGUGCGGCUGAGGAGGCAGGAGUCGACGUGCUGUCGCGUCGCCGAGCACUCGUCAAGCCACCCGCAGCACUUUGGCACAUAUACGCCGCUAAAGAUGCGGAUAAAAUCCGUGAUUUCCUAGUCCGAGCUGAAUUAGAACGAGGAGCGCGACCGCGACCUCAACACAACCCCGUACACGACCAAACUUGGUACCUCGACGCUGCGCUUCGCCAACGCCUGUACCGAGAGUACGGAGUGGAGGGCUAUGCGAUACUGCAGUGCCCCGGAGACGCCGUCUUCAUCCCGGCCGGAGCGCCGCAUCAAGUGAGAAAUCUCCUAGACUGCAUCAAAGUGGCCGAGGACUUCGUUUCACCAGAGAACGUCUCGCGGUGUUUCGAGCUCGCGCAACAGUUUAGGCGGUUGUCUCGCCAGCACUCCAACAAAGAAGAUAAGCUACAGAUAAAGAAUAUUGUGUACCACGCGGUAAAACAUUCUCUGUGCUGCCUAGAGGAGGCGCUCGCCGAAGCCAAGUGAAGGCGGGCCGGCCUCCCGCAUUUGAUCUCAUUUUGCACCUCGAACCUUACAUUAAUUAUUAUUAUUAAUUGCUAAGUUCCGCAUUUAAACGUAAGAUUGCGAGCGAGUAUGAUACAGGGCAUGCAAUUUCGGUAAAAUUAAAAUUACCGGUAAAAAUUCGGUAAUAAAAAUAUUUUUACCGGUAAAACGGUAA
This is a messenger RNA of Helicoverpa zea (corn earworm), 4145 nucleotides long. It is a transcript of the gene Kdm3, whose product is annotated as lysine-specific demethylase 3B. NCBI's taxonomy places the organism in Eukaryota, Metazoa, Arthropoda, Insecta, Lepidoptera, Noctuidae. Bases 1520 to 3952 code for a protein of 810 amino acids. Gene Ontology annotation, cellular component: histone deacetylase complex; chromatin. Gene Ontology annotation, molecular function: chromatin DNA binding; transcription coregulator activity; histone H3K9 demethylase activity. Gene Ontology annotation, biological process: regulation of transcription by RNA polymerase II. The transcript is spliced from 7 exons. The record is from RefSeq and is a predicted model, not a curated record.